Molecule: messenger RNA, 1470 nt
Organism: Cladophialophora psammophila CBS 110553
Lineage: Eukaryota; Fungi; Ascomycota; Eurotiomycetes; Chaetothyriales; Herpotrichiellaceae
Product: NAD-dependent aldehyde dehydrogenase
Exons: 3
Coding region: 1-1470 (489 amino acids)
Molecular function (GO): succinate-semialdehyde dehydrogenase (NAD+) activity
Source: RefSeq, a predicted model, not a curated record
AUGACUGGAGUUAUGAUCGACUCCGAAAAUGGUGACGGUGUGAGCCGCGGGUUGGAUAAAGUGCCGCUCCAUAUCACGGGGAAGAGUAUUUACACAGACCAUCAAUUCCAGACGAUCAACCCCGCCAUGGGUGAGGUUAUAGCGACAGUGUCAGGAGCUUCUCUGGACGAGGCUAAACUUGCCGUCACUUCGGCUGAGGUAUCUUUUCCUGCCUGGUCCGAGACCGAACCUGGGAAGCGGCGAACUAUAUUCUUGCGAGCAGCUGAUAUCUUGGAACAACGCGCAUUCGAAUGCUCCAAGUAUAUGCGAGAUGAAACCGGUGCAGAUGUGUCAUGGUGCAAAUUCAAUGUUCAAAUUUCAGCGGAGCUGCUGCGGGAUAUCGCAGGGCGGAUUGCUACGAUACAGGGCUUUAUUCCCGCAACCUCCGCCAAGGAUUGUACAGCAUUAGUCUACAAAGAGCCCUGGGGCGUUAUUCUUGCCAUCGCUCCCUGGAAUGCACCAUAUAUCCUCGGUUUUCGCAGUGUAGCAUAUGCACUUGCGGCCGGCAACACGUGUGUCCUCAAAGGUUCCGAGAUUUCUCCACGCUGUUUCUGGGCGAUUGUGUCUAUCUUUGAAGAGGCUGGACUUCCGCCGGGUUGCCUCAACGUUAUAUAUCAUCGUCCUAAAGAUGCUGCCGAAGUCACUCGGGCCCUCAUCGAGCAUCCAGCGGUGAAGAAGAUCAACUUUACCGGCAGCACUACUGUUGGCAGAAUAAUUGCCGAGAUUGCAGGCAAAAAUAUCAAACCCGUUCUUAUGGAGCUUGGAGGCAAAGCAAGCACGAUCAUACUCGAAGAUGCGGACUUGCAGCAAGCCGCACGCGCCUGCGCACGAGGAUCGUUCCUCCAUGCCGGACAAAUUUGCAUGUCUUGUGAACGGAUUAUCGUCCAGUCCUCCGUGACUGACGCAUUCGUCGAAGCGCUCAUGUUUGCCACUAAGGAGCGUUUUGGCCAAGGAGACGGAAUGCAGUUGAUGGUGUCUGACAGAGCGGCCGACAGGACAAACCGACUUGUUCAGCAAGCGAUAUCGGGUGGUGCCAGACCCUUGGCCGGCCAUGAUACAAAUGGCAUUCAGGGAGCCAGGAUGACACCCGUCGUCCUAAAAGGAGUUACUAAGGAGAUGGACCUAUACUACACCGAGAGUUUUGGGCCUACUGUGAUACUCAUUACCGUGGAUGAUGAAGAGCAAGCCGUGGCCGUUGCUAACGAUACUGAAUAUGGACUGUCGGCCGCAGUGUUUACACGCGACUUACAGAAGGCCCUGAGGUUGGUUAAGAAAAUUGAUAGCGGGGCUGUCCAUAUUAAUGGUAUGACAGUUCACGACGAGCCAACACUUCCCCACGGCGGGGUGAAAAACAGCGGUUUUGGGAGAUUUGGAAGCGAUCUGGGUCUGGAAGAGUUUCUCAGGACAAAGACAGUGACAUUUCAGAAUUGA